Molecule: messenger RNA, 6213 nt
Organism: Phalaenopsis equestris
Lineage: Eukaryota; Viridiplantae; Streptophyta; Magnoliopsida; Asparagales; Orchidaceae
Product: nuclear pore complex protein GP210
Source: RefSeq, a predicted model, not a curated record
CUUGCUGGUUCCCGAAUCCGCUUAAACUGCUAUUCUUGAACUGCUACACAGUCUAAAAAAUAUAUUUGCUGCGAGCACAUUGUCUCUGCAAAAUGGUUCCACGGGCUGCUAUAAUCAUCGGGUUUCUGCUGCUGCUGGCGGCAGUGGCGACGCCAUCUUCUGGCCCCCAUAUAGCAGACCUCAACAUUCUGCUGCCUCCUCGCUUGACGAACCCUGUGCCGUAUCGACUUCAAGGAAGAGAUGGCUGCUUCUCUUGGUCAUGGGAUCAUCAUGAUAUUCUAUUAGUUCAACCUGAAUAUAAUGAUAGUAGGCAAUGCUCCACAAGCGCCAGAUUGAUAUCAAUUGCACCAUAUGGUGAAAGAAAGGAGACUGCUGUCUAUGCUACAGACCUCCGAACUGGAGUUAUGGUUCGCUGUAAAGUUCUUAUUGAUAAAAUUUCAAGGAUUAAAAUAUUUCAUCAUGCUGUCAAAAUCAAUUUGGACGAGCUAGCAACACUGCAUAUUACUGCAUUUGACGAUGAAGACAACGUGUUCUCAUCACUGGCAGGCUUACGAUUUUUGUGGCAGCUAAUUCCCAAAUCUUUGGAGGCUGAUCGUAUGCACCGCCUUUUUCAUGUUCCACUGAAGGAAACACCUCUCAGUGACUGUGGUAGUGGUUUUUGUGGGGAUUUGGACGCCCGGAUUGAGCUAGAAGAAGAUGGGUUAGGAUCUGACUUGUAUGUUGUCAAAGGAGUUGGAAUUGGUCAUGAGAUUGUUAAAGCCAAGUUGCUUGAGCCACAACUAGAACAUGUGGAGGACGAGAUUACUUUAACUGUUGCCGAAGCAAUGUCCCUUGAUCCUCUUUCGCCAGUUUUUGUGACUGUUGGCACAUUGAUAUACUACAGUCUCAGGGUUAUACGUGGAAAUGCUCCUCAAGUGAUUGAGUUACCCUCACCACAUCAUCAAUGGUCUGUACUGAAUUGUUCAGUGGCUCGAGUGGACAGUUUGAUGGGAACUGUUCACACUUUGCGCCUGGGAAUGACAAAUGUUAUUGUUGAAGACAUCAGGGUUUCUGGUCAUAUUCAAGCUUCAGCUCUGCAUGUUGUCCUCCCAGAGAAGUUGUUGCUAUACCUAGUACCUAUCACUAGCUUAUUUGAUCCUGUUGAAGGUAUUGAUCCUAUACCUUCUUCAGACACUUGGUAUGUAUUCCCCGGUCAAUUGUACAUAAUUUACAUGAAGGUUUUCUCAGAAGGGCCAGAUUCAAAUGAGAUAUUUAUCACGGAGCAGAACACUGAUCUUAAACUGGAAGACAAUACUUUUUUGUUUUGGGAUAUAUUGCUUGUUUCUAAUGCUGAUACUGCAAAGUAUGGCUGGCGAUAUUCAAGAUUACUCAAACCAUAUUCUGUGGGAGAGGGUACUUUAACAGCUUCUCUGUUUUAUCGUAAUGAAAACGAAGAAGAGGCUCAGGUUCUCAAGGUUGUGCAAGAAGUCAAUGUCUGCAGAAAAGUGAAAUUUAGUAUCAGAGAGCAAGUUGAGUCCUUAGAUUCUAUCCGCAUACCCUGGGCCCCUGGUAUUUACCAGGAAGUGCAAUUGAUGGCAACUGGAGGUUGUGGCAAACUGUUUUGGUCAUCUGCUGAUGAGGCAAUUGUAUCAGUGUCUGCUUCUGGUUUUGUGCGGGCCAAAAGGCCUGGUACAACAACAAUUAAAGUCUUCUCGUUAUUUGAUUCAAUAAAUUAUGAUGAGGUUGUUUUGGUUGUUACUCUACCUUCUGUUAUUGUUAUUCUUCCCAUCUACCCUGUAGAGGGGGCCGGUGGAUGCGAACUCAAAGCUGCUGUGACCUUAAAGACAUCUGAUGGGAACUACUUCUAUCAAUGUGAUUCUUUCAACUCUUUCAUAAAGUGGAGUGUAUUUUCUGACAGUGAAACUUUCAGAGUUCUGAGCACAACUGAGAAGAUUUGUGAAGCCAACAUGCUCCAUCUCACAGAGAACUCAAAACAAUCCUAUAGUCAGCCUUGUGCAUGGACUUGUUUAUUUGCUCAUGGUACUGGUCGGGCUGUGUUACAUGCAACCUUAUCCACUGACUUACAUUCUCCUUUCCAUUCCACGGAUGAGCCUUUCAUCUUAAAAACUGCUUUUCCUAUAGCCGCAUUUUCUCCACUUAUUGCUUACCAAGCAGGAAAUGGAAAUAGAUUUGGAGGCUACUCGAUUGAUAUGUCUGAAAUAACUAAUGGAAUCAAGCAUUCAUACUCUACUGCUUUGGAUGAGUUGUAUCUUGCCCCUGGCUCUGCAAUGGAUAUCCAUUUAUGUGGAGGACCUGAAAGAUGGCAUCUAAAUGUUGAGUAUGUUGAAAAAGUUGAAGUUACUGGUGAACAUGAUCUAUCAGUAACAAAUGGCGUUCAAGUGCAUCGGGCAUUCUUCAAUGGGAGCCAAGUGUACACAGCCCUAUGCCUAUCUGUUGGGAAGUUUAAACUUAUGUUUUCACGGGGAAACCUUGUGGGUGUUAGCCAUCCUAUAGCAACCAUAGCAAAAUUGGAAUUGUCUGUAAUCUGUAGCUUUCCUUCUUCUAUCAUACUUGUUGCUAAUGAACCUGAAAAUACUCUUGAUGUUAUAGAGACUGCUGCGAACGCUGAUCGUGGUACAGGUCAUGUUCGCUCUACUCCUAUUAUAGUGGCCUAUGGAUGUACCAUACGCAUAGCUGCUGUUGGUCUACACAUUACGAAAAAGGUUUUUGCAAAUUCAUCAUCUUUGUGCCUGAGCUGGGAACUUGUUGGUUGUAAUGAUCUGGCUUAUUGGAGGGACAUUGAGAGUUGCAAGAGAUCAAUAGAUAACAAUUGGGAGAGGUUUCUAGUUCUAAACAAAACUUCAGGACUGUGCACCGUUCGUGCUAGUGUUAUUGGCUUUUCUGAAGCCCUGGUUAGCCAUCCCUUUGGAAAAGAAUAUUUGCAGCUUGAUAGUGCAAAGGGUAUUCUGACGGAUGCUGUACAAUUACAGUUGGUCUCUUCCUUGAGAGUAAUGCCGGAGUUUCUCUUAAUAGUUUUUGAUCCCGUAGCAAAGGUAAAUCUUUCUAUUUCUGGAGGGACCUGCUUUCUAGAUGCUAUUACAAAUGACACAAAUGUGGCACACAUUGUUCGGCCUUCUGAAAAUACCAAAUGCUCUCAUCUAAUAGUUAGUCCUCAUGGACUGGGGACUGCUCUUGUGACCAUUCGUGACAUUGGACUUUCUCCUCCAGUUGUUGCUUUUUCUUUGGUCAAAGUUGCAAAUGUGGAAUGGAUUAAGAUUGCUUCUGAAGAAGAUAUAAUCCUCAUGGAAGGGACUAUUAGAACUUUUGAACUUCUAGCAGGAACCAAUGAUGGAUAUAUCUUCGAGUCCUCCCAGUUCGAAUUUAUGAAUAUUCAUGUCCAUAUUGAGGAUGGAAUAGUUGAAGUUAUUGGAAAGAAUAAUUCUUCAAGCAUUGCUAUGGUUGGCCCUAGUUUUUCAGUUAGAGCUGCAACUGUUGGAAUCACGACUAUUUAUGUCCGUGUGAGACAAUGGUCUGGACAUGAAAGAUUAAGUCAAAACGUUAAGGUUGAAGUUUAUAAACCACUGCUGUUGCAUCCCAAUUAUAUUUACCUUACGCCUGGUUCCUCUUAUAUGCUCAAAGCCGAAGGUGGUCCAAUCACUCGAGGAUUUAUCAAGUAUGCAAGCAUGCAUGAAGAGACUGCAGUAGUGCACACAACUUCUGGAAAACUUUCUGCUAUCUCCAUUGGAAAUGCUAGUGUCCGUGCAGAAGUUUAUGGACAAACAGGCAACUUAAUUUGUGAAGUAUAUGGUAGAGUGGAAGUCGGGAUCCCAUCCAUAAUGAUUUUGAGUUCACAGAGUGACCAGCUAUGUAUUGGUUGCAAAAUGCCAAUUUUUCCCUCUUUUCUUCAGGGAGGUUUAUUUUCCUUCUAUGAGGUAUGCAACAACUAUGAAUGGAAGGUGGACAGUGAAAAGACCGUGCAACACGAAGGUGCUAGAGCUUUGACAUCAGAUGUUGAGAAAUUGCACAUACAGUGUUCGGAUGGAUGGACCACUUUCUGUAAUUCCAGUGAUAGUGAUGUUGGAUUUAUCAUGACAUUGUUUGGACGGUCUCCUGGCAGAGCAGAAGUUGUUAUUUCAUUUUCUUGCAACUUUCUAUUAUCCGGUUCCACACAAACUGUACAUUAUUCUGCAUCUAAGACAUUGACAGUGGUGCCUGAUCCUCCUAUGGCUCUUGGCAUGCAAGCAACAUGGGUUCUUCCCCCAUCUUACACAAGUUCAGAUCUUCUGCCCUUGGCAGACUCUUAUGGGUUGGAUGUGCAUAGUCACAGGGAAGGAGUCGUAUAUUCUGUGUUGAGGACCUGCGAAAGCAAACUAGAUUCAAUUACCAUCCAUGGUGGUAAAAUCAAAACAAGGGAAAGCAAUAAUCUAGCUUGUAUACAGGCAAAAGACCAAUCUACUCAAAGGACUGAAAUUGCAUCAUGUAUUCGCGUUGCUCAGGUGGCACAAGUAAGGGUAUCUGCAGCAGAUUAUUCUUUCCAUUUGGCAUACCUUGGUGUAAAUGCAAGGCUGGAGUUAAAAAUUAACUACUGUGACGAGUUAGGAUUCACAUUUGCUGAAGCAAAUGGUGUGGUUCCACUGGAUGUUGAGAUUAAUUACCCAGAUAUACUAUCCAUUGAAAUGCCUGAUACUCGAGAUAUAACAUCCGCUGAAAAAAUCUUUCUACUGGGGAAAAGUCCCGGGAGAGCCCUUGUACAGAUAUCAAUCCGUCACAAUCCAAAGAAGGCAGACUUCAUUCUAGUGUCGGUUGGUGCACAGUUGUAUCCACAGAAUCCGGUCUUAAAUAUGGGAAAUUCUAUCAAUUUUUCUGUAAUGGCUGAUGAUGGUCUUCUGCCAGGUCAGUGGUUUUGCAGCAAUGAAAGUGUUUUAUCUCUAAAUAAAAUCACUGGAGAAGCUCGUGCAUCUGCUGAAGGUCGAACUCAAGUUUUCUUUCAGGGUUCCAACUUCAAAUUGCAGACUGUGGCUAGUGUGAUUAAAUUGAAUCAGAUUAUAGUUGAGACUCCAUCAGAUACCUUGACAAAUGCUCCAUUUCCAUCCAAAGGCUACAAGUUUGCUGUCAAACUUAGUGAUCUCAGUGCUUACAAAUACAAAUACUCUGGGGAUAACUUUGAAGUUCCAUUUGAGUGUAGGGUUGAUCCACCUAUCAUUGGGUAUGCUAAGCCAUGGAUUGAUGAUGUUCUAGGCGAGCCUUAUUGCCUAUUCUUUCCUUACACACCAAAGCAUCUGGAAAUUAACUUCUCCAAAUCGAAGGCUGUGCAGUCAAGAGAGAUCAGUAACAGUGAAGGCUCCCUGUAUGUUUCCAUUAUUGCUUCACUAAAAGAAGCUCCAUAUGUUUCGGGUUUCGCUCAUGCACUUUUUGUAGGAGGAUUUUCAAUUGGAAUUGAACAGCUAAACUUGACGCGUAGUUGCAAUCAGAGCAGGAUAACUAUAACAGGGAAUACAGACUUGGAAUUAUAUUGGAACGCGAAAGACCUUUUACUUGUCACUUUAAUUUCAAAGGAGGGUUCUGGCAUUGGAGGCUUCGUGGAAUUUGAAGUCAAAGUCCUCAAAAGACAAAGUUUCAGAGAUAAAAUUAUCUUUGUCCUUCCUGCCACUGGUCAAAAGGCCGAAGUUGAUGUGAUAUAUGAGAAUGGAGCAAGUGCUACUUCUGCUCGAGCCAGUAGCUUGACCUGGGCUGCAGUUAUCGUUUGUCUUAUUGUUUUGCUCUCAACGAUCUUUGUUUUUGUUAAACUACUAGACAGACCAAGCAGAUCAGUAACAUCAAUGCCAACAGUUCAUUCCUCAUCAGCCAUAGCAAGCCCUUCAACCCCAGAGGCUGCGUCAGUCCCUGCCGGCAGUCAGUUCUCUCCAAGAACUCCUCAGCCCUUUGUGGAGUACGUGAGGAGGACAAUUGAUGAAACACCAUACUACAAGAGAGACGGCAGGAGGAGGUUUGAUCCCCAGCACACUUACUAAAUUUAGAUCUUUUGUUAAUUGGACAUCUAUUGUGUUCAAGAAAGACCGGUUCGAGAAGGCCUGCUUUCAGGAGUUUCUGCUCUCUAAAACAGUCAUGUUUUUUUUUUUUUUUUUAAUGUAUGUUUUCCCUUUGAAAUUUUCUUUUCAUUGAUUUGCAAAUUGGUAGUAGGUGACAUAUUUGACGUUUCAAUAUAUGUAUCUCAUGCCUGGGUUAGAGCGGCCA